UAAUAUAGAAAUGUGAUAUAAGAGGUGCGUGAAUCUAUAUAAUUGAGACUUUAAGCAAUGCAUAUAAAAUCAAAACGUAAACCUGUAUGUAAAAGUUGCCCUAUACAAAUGCAUGUAGUUUUCUCACAUAAAUAAUCGUUCAGUUACCGUGUUUACUUAGUCCGUUGCAUAGACUACACAUCAUUGUGUAAUAUGCCAUUGAUAGUUAUAUAGCUAGUUUCCUAUGAUACAUCUUUUAAACAAGAUCGUUUAGUAAUGAAGAUAUUUGGAGCUAAAACAUGUAUGACACACAUCAUUUUCUUCAGAAAGCAUUAUACUGUGCAUCGAAAUUAAAAUUGCCAGCAUAUUAUUCAAUAGACAUGAGUUUAAUGAUUCCCAUUGACACCAACGUGAAAUUGCAAACCUCCCGUUCUAAACACAGCUCUGAAGCUGAUUGGGUAUUUGAAGUAGACUAAGUACCGCUUGUUUUGUAUGCGCGCUUUAUACAUUACUGUAUUGAUUCAUUGGCUUUGCGUUCACGGUUACGUUGGGAAAAAUAUCGCUAGCUUAAACUCUCUAUUAUUGUUAGUUUCUGAAACCCAUUUGGGUCAUCCAAAUGAACCUAAGUAAGUGUGACACUUGGUUGAUUAAUGGCCAUACAGUGCAUACUUUUAGAAUGAACCUAAGUGAGUGUGACACUUGGUUGAUUAAUGGCCAUACAGUGCAUACUUUUAGAAUGAACCUAAGUAAGUGUGACACUUGGUUGAUUAAUGGCCAUACAAUGCAUACUUUUAGAAUGAACCUAAGUAAGUGUGACACUUGGUUGAUUAAUGGCCAUACAGUGCAUACUUUUAGAAUGAACCUAAGUGAGUGUGACACUUGGUUGAUUAAUGACCAUACAGUGCAUACUUUUAGAAUGAACCUAAGUGAGUGUGACACUUGGUUGAUUAAUGGCCAUACAGUGCAUACUUUUAGAAUGAACCUAAGUGAGUGUGACACUUGGGUGAUUAAUGGCCAUACAGUGCAUACUUUUAGAAUGAACCUAAGUGAGUGUGACACUUGGUUGAUUAAUGACCAUACAGUGCAUACUUUUAGAAUGAACCUAAGUGAGUGUGACACUUGGUUGAUUAAUGGCCAUACAGUGCAUACUUUUAGAAUGAACCUAAGUGAGUGUGACACUUGGUUGAUUAAUGACCAUACAGUGCAUACUUUUAGAAUGAACCUAAGUGAGUGUGACACUUGGUUGAUUAAUGGCCAUACAGUGCAUACUUUUAGAAUGAACCUGAGUAAGUGUGACACUUGGUUGAUUAAUGGCCAUACAGUGCAUACUUUUAGAAUGAACCUAAGUAAGUGUGACACUUGGUUGAUUAAUGGCCAUACAGUGCAUACUUUUAGAAUGAACCUAAGUGAGUGUGACACUUGGUUGAUUAAUGACCAUACAGUGCAUACUUUUAGAAUGAACCUAAGUGAGUGUGACACUUGGUUGAUUAAUGACCAUACAGUGCAUACUUUUAGAAUGAACCUUAGUAAGUGUGACACUUGGUUGAUUAAUGGCCAUACAGUGCAUACUUUUAGAAUGAACCUAAGUAAGUGUGACACUUGGUUGAUUAAUGGCCAUACAGUGCAUACUUUUAGAAUGAACCUAAGUGAGUGUGACACUUGGUUGAUUAAUGGCCAUACAAUGCAUACUUUUAGAAUGAACCUAAGUGAGUGUGACACUUGGUUGAUUAAUGACCAUACAGUGCAUACUUUUAGAAUGAACCUAAGUGAGUGUGACACUUGGUUGAUUAAUGGCCAUACAAUGCAUACUUUUAGAAUGAACCUAAGUGAGUGUGACACUUGGUUGAUUAAUGACCAUACAGUGCAUACUUUUAGAAUGAACCUAAGUAAGUGUGACACUUGGUUGAUUAAUGGCCAUACAGUGCAUACUUUUAGAAUGAACCUAAGUAAGUGUGACACUUGGUUGAUGGCCAUCCAUUGCAUACUUUUAGAAUGAACCUAAGUGAGUGGAUCAAGGGAUUAUUUCAACUGCAAAGUGGAAAGAUAAACCUGAAUGGAAUCAAAUGCUUUUUAAUGACCUUCGUGGAUAUGCUAUAUUUGAUAACCAAGAGUACAACAUACUACAUGUAGUUUCCCAGAAUUAUGUGUUGUAGUUUUUCUCCUGAAUUAUUAUUUAAUGUACACUUUUCAUUGACUUUUUGUACUACCGGGUGAUACCCAUUAAUUUGAGAAUAAUUUUCUCAAUAAUCUUAUGAUUUUUAUAUGUAUGUUCAAUGACUAAAAGAUUGGUAUGCUUGCAUAGCAUCAUCAACUUGGAAAUUGAGAGAUAUGUCAUUUUCCGAACAUUGAACAUUCUAUCUACACACAAAAAAUCAGGAAGAUUCCUUACUUAUUGAGAAUGUUAUACCAAAAUUAGUGGGUGCCAUUUUUGUGUCACCCUGUAUUCUCCAGUGAAUAAAUGUACUAUUAUCCCCCAGUGGAUUUAAUGCACUUUUUUCAUUGAAUUCUACAUUUGUAUGUAUUAUGAGUGAAUAUCUUAUGGUACAGCACUAUUCUUCCCUGAAUUACUUGUUGCAGUAUUCUUAUGGACUUGUAUCAUUCUCAACUAAGUUCAUUCAACUUACAAGAGGCAAGGUGCAUUAGUUAGGGAUGUAAACUACAUGUUUAAAUGACUGAGUUUUGACAUAAGCAUACAAUGUUUCAUAAUAAGUAGAGUGGAAGGAAAACCUGAGAUUCUCUAGAUUCAUUCAGGCAUUUAUGUAACUAUUAAAAAAUACAAGUACAUAUAGAUGAAGUUUGGAUGGAGCGCUCCCAUUUUGGACACCCUGUAUGAUAUAAUAAUCCAUUAUGUAUGUUGGUGCAGUCAAUAGAGAAAUGUUUAAUGUAAUAUGUUAUGAUGAUAACACAACAACAGUGUCACAGGCUUAUUGGUCUGCAGGAGAAUGUGAAUCACAUAUUUGGUUUUAGUGAAUAAAAAGAAUUUAGCUAUAA
Molecule: messenger RNA, 2970 nt
Organism: Owenia fusiformis
Lineage: Eukaryota; Metazoa; Annelida; Polychaeta; Sabellida; Oweniidae
Source: the annotation of a GenBank genome assembly